AAGUAAAUCAUAGCAGGCGGAUGGAUGAGUUCCUAUCAGGCAGAAGGGAGAACGCUCACAUUCACACCAUCAACAGAACACCACACAGCACUUCCAUUGGUAUGGACGAGGCUGAAAAGGGCAAUCUGAAGAAAGCAAAAGUGAACAUAUCAGAGAUGACCUGGGAGCAAAAAGAGAGAGUUCUGAGACUGGUCUUUGCUAAAAUGAAUAACCUGAAAUCAAAGAAACCAAUUCAUGCUCCAGCUCUGACGGAGUCUGAUGGGAACCAGUGUAGCAGCAGUCCAGGGAAUGAAGAGAAGGAAUCCCAUGCAAGCUUUUUAACCCAAGCACCAGUUUCCAGUAUGAGCUCCAGUGUGCCAGACCUGUAGAUCAUCUGACCUCAUCACAGAUAAGAGAGCUAAAUAAUGUCAAAGUAUAAGUUAAAUAUUGCAUAUCAGCUAUGAAAUACCUGGAAGUGUUCAUGAAUGUCUAAACUACAAAUUAUAAGAA
Messenger RNA from Sinocyclocheilus rhinocerous, 489 nucleotides. RefSeq names its product basal body-orientation factor 1-like. The record is from RefSeq and is a predicted model, not a curated record. Lineage: Eukaryota; Metazoa; Chordata; Actinopteri; Cypriniformes; Cyprinidae. The coding region runs from base 21 to 368 and encodes 115 amino acids. The transcript has 4 exons.